Girardinichthys multiradiatus is the source of this 3141-nucleotide messenger RNA. Its product is annotated as raftlin-like. Bases 529 to 2574 code for a protein of 681 amino acids. The record is from RefSeq and is a predicted model, not a curated record. NCBI's taxonomy places the organism in Eukaryota, Metazoa, Chordata, Actinopteri, Cyprinodontiformes, Goodeidae. The transcript is spliced from 10 exons.
CGCAGAGAGAGACUGCUCAGAGCAGACGCUGGGUCAGAGCGCUCAGUUUGCUUCAGACAAUCACAGGGCAGAGAGAGACGGGUGCACAGGAAAAAGAGGUAGAACACCACACAGAGAGAUAGACUGUAGAGAGGGAGGGAGAGACAGAGGGGGAGGUAAAUAUGUGACAGGAUGUGGUUUCCCUGAGCUUGCACAACAUAUUUUGAGCAUGACCUAAAGGCACCCAGUGUACAAGUGUGUUUGAGCUCCGUUAGGUGCUGAAGAGGGGGAAGACGAAGCCAACCGCUGGAGCUGUUGUUUCUGCUUUCUGCUUGUUUCUGAGACGGAGGAUUGUGUUUUCCUUUCAUAGUACCAGCUCCUCUGCUGCCUCCAUCAGCUUGUUUGACAAGAUCAGAAGUACUCUUUUCUCUCACACCUCUAAAGUAGAAUGAAAUAUUCUGAAGGGAGCUUUGGAUUUGUCUCAAAGCAGUGAACUUCUCAACCAGAUUGUGAAACAGCAUCUGCAUAGGACUGACAAACUGUGGAGUCAUGGGCUGCGGGCUACGCAAGAUGAAACCGGCAUCAGAAGAGAACAGUCCGGGAAAGAUCUACUCGACUCUGAAGAGACCUCAAGUGGAGACCAAGGUGGGCGUGGCCUACACAUACCGCUACCUGGACUUCUUGAUUGGCAAAGACGGUGGGACCUCAACGCUGCGUCUCUCAUCGGUACGGGAGUUGCCUGAUCAGCUCCAGGAGCUUUACCAGCAGGGUUUUGUGUUGGCAGCCUUUCAUCCGUUUAUCCAUCCCUGUGGUCCAGAGUCCAACAGCCCGCAGCACCAGCUCUACCGGGCAAUACUUGUCCGAAUCAAUGACGGGGUGGAAAGGAGCCAACCAGUCUGCCCAGCGAACAAGCUACUGCUGGAAGAGUGCCUGACUGCUGAGCAGAUGCCCACCCCCGAGCUCAUCCAGGGCUACGUCAAGAAGCAGAUGCAGGACUCCGCUGACCAGGGGGUGAUGUUUGUGGGUUUUGUCCAGGAACCAUAUGGAGCACCGUGCAGUCGAAUCAGAGAACCAGAAACCCCUUCCCUGUCUCUCCACUCCAGCCCCAGUUCUGUCCUUGGCUCCCUGGGUAGUUGCAGCCCCUUGAACCCCUCAAGCCCUAGAAACCAGGCAGAACAUGAAGCAAAGAGUGACAGUAUGGACAAAGAGGGGAACAUGAAAGCAUCCGGACUGGAUGGGGAGAAAAAUCAAAACGAGAUCAACAAUGAACAUCACUGGGGAUCUGGUGUAGGGAGCAGUAGGGAUGGCAUCUCACCAGCAGCAUCUCCAUUAUCAGUAGGAGACCUGGAGAACAGCGAGGAGCUGACCGAGGAGGACUCGUUGUACCACAAUAACAACAAGGACAUCAUCAGAGACAUAAAGGACAAGGGUCGAUAUCGGAGAGGUGAUGGAGUGGACCUGCUGGCUUUGUACAACAACCCACCAGUCCGAGAGGGCCAAGUAAGAUACUACACUGUCAAAGUGCCUCUGCGAGUUCAAAGCUACGAAGAAGGCAUCAAAGGUGUGGAGGCCAACUGGCUGGAUCACAUGACCCAACAUUUUAACAACGGAGCCUCGCUGAUUGACGGAUAUUUCCACCUGGGGAAUGCGAACGAUUUGCUGCCUAAGACAGUGGAAAGUGUUUUCAUUUUCCAAGAGGCGAGUGGGGGUGAGCCAAACACUGCUGUGGCAACAUAUGAUGCCAUUGUAGUGGAACAGUGGACCAUCAUUGAUGGUUUACAGGUGAAGACUGAUUACGUUCCUCUACUUCAGUCCCUGGCCACAUAUGGAUGGAGACUCACCUGCGUGCUGCCGACUCCUGUAAUAAGGACUAACAGUGACGGAAGUUUGUCCACCAAACAGAUUGUUUUCCUGCAGAGACCAGUCAUGAGCCGGAAGAAGAGGGAAUCUAAGAAACUAAUCUUCAAGGCCCGAAGCAAGCCCAACAAGAACUGCAUCAAAGAUGUGGCAAAGAACAAAAAGAAAAAUACAAUGAUUGAGAAGGAAUCUGAAGAUCUCAAGAUUGCUGAUGACAAAGAAAAAGCUGAGAAGGAAGAGGAUAAAACUGUGAGUGAAAGCACAAAUGCUGCACAGGUAGAAGCUGCAGGUGAAUUCAAGAAAGACAGGAAGAUAAGGUGUGAGGAAGAUAAAGAGGUUGAUGCAGGGAUGGUAAUCAGCGUCGAGAAGGUCAUAAAGAAAGAUGGACUAGACAAAAGUGAAGACAAAGGAGAAGAAAACUGCUCUGCAGAAAGAGAAAAGAAAGAUCCAGAUGUAGAGGGAUCCAAAAAAAUCGCAGAGUCUUUGGGAAAGGAGGAGGUUGAGAAGGUCGCUGAAACAGUUGUGACUGUUGAGACACAAAGUGAUACCAAAGAAAAGGAGCUUGAGGGCACUUCGAAAGUUGAAUGUGUGAUGGAAAAUGGGAUAGAGACAGAUGAAAAGAGAGAUUAUGCUGGGGAGAAUACAAUCAAAACUGAAGAACCGGUGGAGGUUGUCGCCAAGGAGACUGUGGCAGAUCCAACAACCACACACCCAAAUCCAGAGGAGGCUCAGGAGUAGCACCAUGCAGUUUAAGUCGAGCUUUUUCCCCACCCUACCUCUUAAAUUCCCAAUCUCAAAAACUGGUUUGUGAUCUUAUCCUGAAUCCAAAUUAAAGGGGAGAUAUCUUCCCAUUGCUGUGACAUCCUCCAAACCCCCAUAUGAUCCCCAAAAACCUGCAACAGUGUAGCUAUGAAUGAAGAUCAUGACAUCAGUCCUACUGUAUAACCAUGUAUACUGAAUGUAUUUAACAAAGGGGGAGGCUUCUGUAGGUAAGCCAAUGUGGAGCUACUGGAAACACUGGAUGGAGAUAGGCAGAGGACUCACAGAGAAUCAGAGAGAAAGCAGUAAGGAGAAAAAAACUCAAAAAGACUUGGUCACGACUCCAGUAAGUGUGGCAGUUAAACCACAGCUGUUUUGUAAUGUUCACUCGUUUACUCACUCACCAUACACUCACAUUAGUGUUCACUGACAUCUUUGGAUGAAGCUGCAAAUUUACAGGUCCUUCUCAAAAUAUUAGCAUAUUGUGAUAAAGUUCAUUAUUUUCCAUAAUGUAAUGAUGAAAAUUUAACAUUCAUAUAUUUUAGA